GUUCAAACGAGGAUGACUGCCGGUGCUGCCUCUGCUGAUGGCGCGGACAGUGAUCGCCUGGAGAAGCGGCGAUUGGACGACGACGAGGACGAGGACGACGACGACGAGGACGAGGACAACGACGACGAGAAGGACAAGAACAGCGGCAGCAAUAGCAACAGUGACAGCGAGAAGAAGAGCAGCAAGAGCGGCAAGAGCAGCAAGAAGGCGUCCUCCACGGCCGGACCCACGGUCGUCAGCGGGUCUCUCGCAGCGGACGCGACAGUCAGGUCGGGGUACGCUACAAUCCAGGAUUCCGUGGACGCCGCUCCCGGCUGGCAGCGUUUCGUGAUCUUCAUCCCGGCUGGCAUGUACAACGAGCGCGUGCUCAUCAAGACGACGGACAUCGUGCUGAUAGGGGCUGGUGCUGACAAGACGAUUAUCACGGGUGAUGCUAGCUACAGCAGCGGCUACGGCACGUUCGAUUCGGCCUACAGUGGGCGUGGAUAGCGACAAGUUCGUUGCAUUUGGGAUCAAGUUUGUCAACACGGCUGGCCCAGAGAACCACAAGGCCAUGGCAUUCCGCGCCACGGGCGACCAAACCGCACUCUUCGACUGCGCGUUCGACAGGUCGCAA
Molecule: messenger RNA, 616 nt
Organism: Closterium sp. NIES-67
Lineage: Eukaryota; Viridiplantae; Streptophyta; Zygnematophyceae; Desmidiales; Closteriaceae
Source: the annotation of a GenBank genome assembly